Molecule: messenger RNA, 3515 nt
Organism: Haliotis rubra (blacklip abalone)
Lineage: Eukaryota; Metazoa; Mollusca; Gastropoda; Lepetellida; Haliotidae
Product: zinc finger C2HC domain-containing protein 1C-like
Exons: 4
Coding region: 548-2248 (566 amino acids)
Source: RefSeq, a predicted model, not a curated record
UAAAGGGCCAAACAUGAAGGAAGAAAACACUCUUUCAGGAAAGCUAUUCAGGUGGAACCCUAACUUGUACAUGUAAUUUGUAGUGAUUCAUCUAGCACCAUGGUAAAACAAUAGAUUCGGUACACACUACAGGCGUGCGAUAACAACCUGUCAUUCAUGAAACUCGGUCGGUGGUAUUGACCGUUACCAAGCACCAGAGAAUGUAAACAACAUGGCGGCGCACGCAUGACCAACCCACGCAGUUGCUUGACAUUUAUUGAUAGGAUGCUGUAAAGUUAGGGGUGUGUUCAGCCUCCUGUUAAUCGUGACAAUACCUGUGCGUAUUCUACAUUUGAGUUCACUUGGUAGACUUGUGUGAUUACGUAUAUUCACGGAAGGAUCGUAAACAUGCAUUUUCAGGAUCUCUUCGAUAUGGACACACCGACACGUAAUUUGUCGUACUGUUCGGUUUGAAUAUAUCGCUAGAGUAUACCCAGCAUAUUUGGAAAAAUAUCUCAGUCAUUUAUUUCAAGUGUUCACGACUUAGUGCAAGGACAUUGCACCCAAAAUGAGCAGAGUUGCAGUUCCUCCUAACUCCUCUUACAGAGAUACAUCUCCAUCAAAACUACCUCACUACACACCAAUAGGGAUGAGUCGAAAACAGUUUAACAAACAGCCUUCGAAGCUGGAAAUGCUACAAGCAGACUUUCAGUCAAAAUUGCUCCGUGAAAAAGAAGAGAAAAUGAUAAGGAUGUAUGAAGAUCAACAGAGACGGGCGUUGUCAAAAGUUGGUCAGCGCCAGAAUAGUGGAAACAGUUCCACAGGAGGUCCGUCUGCUCGACAGUUCUUUCAGCAGAGACGUCAGCUGGAACAACAGGGGUAUAACUCUCCUCCAAUUGACGAACACUAUCGUAUGAUGAGGAGAGGGUACUCAUCAGGGGGUUACAGCAGUGCUAGUAGUCAUGCAUCAAACUCCUCAUCAAGGCAUGGCAAAAAUAGUGCGGGGAAGGACAGAGCUAACUUGUUACAGCCCCUUAAUGACAAAAAAACACCCCCCGUGCCAACCAAAGCUAGAAUUGCUAGACAAAGGCCGAAUGCACAUAAUAAUGCAAAUGCUGUGCAGACUCCUAAUGGACAGUAUGACGUGCGACAAGACAAUAGCAGAACUAGUAGUAAUGACAGUAGCCCACCUCCAAAUUUACACACUUUACGAAAUUUUCAACGAAAACGAUUAGGUGCACCACCUCCAAAGAGGAACGAAUCCGAAGGUACUAAAAAACUAACAGACUUUCAACGCUGGCAGAUGGAGCAGAACAGGGCAAGAGAGCAGAGACUAGACAGACAUCAUCAGUCUGUGCAGGAAGGGCACAGUCCACCAGGGGGUCAGUGGGGGGAGGGGGAUAGCACAGAUGGAGACAAGGAGAACCAGGAUGUGCAGGAUGACCUAGAGGAGAAGCAGCGUGAGAUCAUGGAGGAGAUUGAGAGAAAUAAACAAGAACUGGAAUCCAUGAGGAGAAAGAAGGAGAGGGAAGAAGAAGAGGCUAGGCGGGAAGUGGAGCUGGAGAGGAAGAGGGAGGCAGAGAGAGAAAGGAAGCUCAACAGGCAAAUGGAAGAAGAGAGAAAGAAGAGAAUGCAAGAAGAAGAAAGAGAAAGGAAGGAAGAAGAAAGACUUCAAAGAGAAGAAGAGAAAAUGAGAAGAAAUGCAGAGAACAGGCGUAGGCAACAACAACAACAGCAGCGGCGAGUUCCACCACCAAGAAAACGCACACCAUCACCUGUGGAGGAUGACUACCGUGUUCCAGAGAGCAAUGUAGACUUCUACAUUCAGGCCGCCAUUGACAGUGAGGCCCAGGGAGAACAGGGGCAGCUUGUUCCAUGUAAGAUCUGUGGUAGAAGGUUCAAUACUGACAGACUUGGUAAACAUCAGGCUGCUUGUAAGAAUGCCAACAAGAAGAGGAAAACGUUUGAUCCCACAAAGAUGCGGACAGAAGGGACUGAGAUGGCCAAGUAUGUCGGGAAGACCAAGACACCGAGGAAACAACCGAAAAAGAAAGACUGGCGUGCUCAACAUGAGAGUUUCAUUGAGACAAUCCGCUAUGCCAAGAAGGUCAGUGAGAUGGAAGCACAAGGCGUGAAACCACAGAAUCUACCUCCACCCCCUAAAACUGUUAACCCAGACUAUGUGCGUUGUCCAACGUGCAAUCGCAACUUUAACCCCAAUACGGCUGAGAGACAUAUACCCAACUGCCGCGCAAGACCUCGUCGAUAAGUCCAUUCUUUCAUUAAUCAGCACAUGUGCAAGUGAUUUUGUGUAUAUGGGACAGUAAAGAUUUCUGAGAUAUAUAUUUGCAUAUAGAGUGCCGAUAAUGUUGUUUCCUGAGUGCCAGUAAUACAUUCUGUGAUAAUGACGAGAUUGUUUAAAUUUGUACAAAGAAAAUACCAGUAUGUUUUUUUAUGCCUUAGAUGUCAUAAAUAAAAAUAGACCUUUCCUUGGAAUUUCCAUAAGGGGAGGUACAACUUUAAGAAAACCCUAUCAAAUACACAUUAAAAACUAAUACACAUAAAACAUAAGUUUCUAUGAAGUUCUUGCAAAUAUCUUUGUUGAAAUGGUAAAGAACUAGAACUGCUGUGAAUGUGUAUUUCCAUGAAUGACAUUAAUGUCUUAUCAGGUUACCAGUACCAGUACCACAAGACUAUUUAACAAUUGCAGUUUUAUAGUCACUUUCAUCAUCCUAUCCAGCUAACACUGGGAUGUUUGCAUUUGUUUCAGUUGAAUAGUUUGUAAUACUACAGGGUGCUUAUAAGUCGGUAUUUGUCCAUGCUGCUUGGCAACCAAUUUAAUAUUUGCAAUCUUUUUGAGGGAAGUAAUUUAUUAGAUAAACAUUUAUUGCACUAUGUUGUUAAUAUUCAUUACAAAAAGUAAUCAUUUACUACCAAGGUGUCGUGUUGUGAAUAGUCAAUGCCAUUUAGAAAGGUAAGAGGUUAUAUCUUGAAUUAUAUUUUCAUAGUAAAUUAUGGCAUCUUAUUUGGUGGAGUCCCACCCAGGAUUCAAUCCCAAACUCUCUAGUAGGGCAUCUAGUAACCAUCACACAAAGCGAGUAGAGUACUACUUGUCUGAGACAGUGUGUCUAACACUGAUGUUUACAAACAAAUGAUAUACCAUCAGAAAUAAGGCUUCUUUUUCUUUUUAUAGUUUACAACAAAACUAAAUGAAUAAGUGUGUUUAACUGCAUACUUAUAAGUAGCCAUAAAUAUACUUUACUCUUAAUGAUAACCUUUCUUUUCCUACCCUAAAUAUGUAUAAAAUUUUCUGAAAAUAUAACAUAUAAUUUUGAAACAUUUUAAAUUGAACAUUAUAAUGUUCACAUAGGAUAUCUGACAUUCAUCAUUAGUAGUGGUUACCUGGUAUGUAAAAUAGUGACAAAUCUUUUAGCGGAGUUCCUUCUCAUUGUUUAUCUGAACCUUUUGUUGUGAGACAUUGUCAGCUGUACAUACAUGACUGGGUAUUUAUUUAUCAGACAGGGUAAGGACAUAUG